Molecule: messenger RNA, 420 nt
Organism: Merops nubicus (carmine bee-eater)
Lineage: Eukaryota; Metazoa; Chordata; Aves; Coraciiformes; Meropidae
Product: protein C19orf12 homolog
Exons: 2
Coding region: 1-420 (139 amino acids)
Source: RefSeq, a predicted model, not a curated record
AUGCCCAUCAAUUUUGAUGAUGUGAUGCGACUGCUCUGCCAUCUCGCUCAGGUGAAGGGAAUGAAAGCUGCUGUCAGACACUCUGGUCGAGGAGCACUGCUAGCAGGUGCAACAGCAUUUAUUGGAGGUCUGAUGGGAGGUCCACCUGGAAUUGCUGUAGGAGGAGCAUUUGGUGGGUUGCUCGGUGCCUGGAUGGCUUCUGGACAGUUCAGGCCAGUCCCUGAUAUUCUAAUGGAAUUGCCUCCUGCUGAGCGGCAGAGACUGUGCCGUGAAGCCAGUGCUAUUCUCAGGCAGUUACACUGGGCUGAUGCUGCUAUGCUGAUUCCUCUUGUGAUGAACAAUCCUGCUGUCCAGCAGAGCUUGUCAGCAGUGCUGAUAAAAUUCUUCUCCCAAGGCCUAAAUGCAAAGAUAGUGUUUUGA